This is a messenger RNA of Telopea speciosissima, 572 nucleotides long. Its product is annotated as protein PLANT CADMIUM RESISTANCE 2-like. The record is from RefSeq and is a predicted model, not a curated record. Lineage: Eukaryota; Viridiplantae; Streptophyta; Magnoliopsida; Proteales; Proteaceae. The coding region runs from base 15 to 572 and encodes 185 amino acids. The transcript has 3 exons.
GAAAUGUCGUACAGAUGGAGUCAUUAUCAUCUCCGGUGCCCUCAGCACCACCACAACCACCCCAAUUCCAAUACCCUCCGGCAGCCACAGGAAUUCCGGUGAAAUCGAUGCACCAAUUUGAAACCCCGGUUGAGGCUGUUCAAAUUCCAUCUCAUGUUCCAGCCCCAUGGUCCACCGGCCUCUGCGAUUGCUUCGACGACAUUAGCACCUGUUGUUUAACGUUCUGGUGCCCUUGUGUUACAUUUGGCCGGAUUGCAGAAAUCGUUGAUAGAGGAUCUACUUCAUGUGGAGUGAGUGGAGCGCUAUAUAUGUUGAUACUGUUGAUGAGUGGUUGUUCAUGUUUUUAUUCGUGUUUCUACCGAUCAAAACUGAGAGGACAGUAUUUCUUAGAGGAGAGUCCAUGCACUGAUUUCUGUAUUCAUUGUUGUUGUGAGGAAUGUGCUUUAUGUCAAGAGUACAGAGAGCUUAAAAACCGUGGCUUUGACUUGUCAUUUGGUUGGCAUGGGAACGUUGAAAGACAGAAUCGAGGAGUUGCAACCCCACCAACAGUGCAAGCAGGCAUGAGCCGGUAA